Messenger RNA from Haliotis rufescens (red abalone), 2020 nucleotides. RefSeq lists its product as uncharacterized. The record is from RefSeq and is a predicted model, not a curated record. Lineage: Eukaryota; Metazoa; Mollusca; Gastropoda; Lepetellida; Haliotidae. Bases 89 to 1984 code for a protein of 631 amino acids. The transcript has 2 exons.
UAUAAACAAUAUCGGAACCACAGGGUAUCUAUCAUAGUAGCCAGUCGAAGAUGCAUCGUUCUUUGUAGAGGGAAGAGGAAGAAGUAGGAUGGAGAAGCAAUAUUCCCAGGAGUUCUUUGCUUCCUUUGUGGAGCAGCUUCAACAGGUGUGUCGGAAUUAUUUAAACUUCAGUCAGUUUGUGGAGGUCAGUGGCUAUGUGUGUGUGGAGAUUGACAACAUGAAGAAGGAGAGAUACGUCCUCAGUGAACUGCUACAGAGCAGUGGUAAUGUGGUCAGUGAGAGCUACUGCACGAAGGCAUUCAAAACGUUAGGAAAUACAAAGAAUGUGUCCUUGUCAGGUAUGAGUGCAAGACAAGGGGUCCCAUUACAUCCUAGGACCAAUUUCAAUAGAAACAAUUCAAACUAUGGACAGAGUAACCAAAGAACAGUUCUAAAUCAAAUUGUGUCUGGUGGGCAUGGACAAAGAUCUGAAUUCUCUACCAGAAUUGAACAAGUUCCAUCCAGACAACUCGGCCAUGGCGUCAUGAAUGAUGAGGACAAUGGAAGCAGUUCAAGUGUUCUCAGUAGAGGCAGUGUAUCUGCUGGCAGAAAUUCUCAGUCAAGGGUUCCAUUUUCCCAGUUAAAACAGACUUCACACAGAAAUGUUCCAGUGCAGCACAACAGACAAUAUGUGAAUGCUGAUACAGCUAGUGUUCAAGGCCAAAGAUUGUUGCAGACCUCCAGUGCAGAAAGGCCAAGAACAAGACCAUCACCUUUACACAGCAACCACACUAAUAGUUCAGCGUCUACGCUUAGUGAUGCUUCAGAUCUUCCCGAUAUUGAAGUCAAAGGUGAGGAGGUUCAAGUGACAUUGCCUCAGUUUGUCAGUCUGGACAAUACAAGAUCUGGGCACAUGCAUCCCCAAAAUAAUAACGCACAGCACAGCUUAUCAUCCAGCAGUUCUCCUGCUCGUGCUGAAGGACGAGCAGCUGUCUGGUCAACGCCUCUGUCCUCCAUGUCCACUGUGAAUGAUGAUGAUGAUGAUGAAAUCAUAGAUCUGGAUUUGUUUGAAGAUGAUUUAGAGGAAAGUCUGACAAAUGAACCUUUCUCCAUGGAGGAUGACUCGAGAGACGUGACUGCUUCAGCUGCCUAUCAGAGUGCGAGCGUUCCUUCCUGUGUUGUCCAGAAGAGUUCAAGUGGUAUGAGUCCUGGGUCCAAGCAUGUCAUGAAGUCGGCCAUUAAGCAGUUCCAGAGGUACCACUCUGACAAGUGUGGCCAGGACAUCGAUCUGUGGGCCACUCCUCCUGAACAGCUGAAUGACCUUCUGCUGGACUUCUACCAAGGUGGGAGAACACUCAAUGGCAAAGAACUUACGCCAGGAUCACUGAAAAACGUACAGAUAUACCUGGACAAAUAUCUGCGGGAGGGAGGAUACCCGUUUUCACUUUCAAAGGAUGAGCACUUCAAAACAUCAAGAGAUUUUAUCAAGGCAAAAGUUCACGAAAAUAGUAAAUUUGUGGUAGCUCAGAGACAUAUUCCAGUGAAUGACAUGGACAUUGAAAUUCUAUUUCAAACUCGUCAGCUUGGAUCACACAGCCCUGAGUCUGUUAUCAAUACAAUGUGGGUUCUCAAUUCCAAAUUCUUUGCUAUUAGACGACCUUCUGAACAUUUCAACCUGAAAUGGGGGGACAUUGCCCUGAAAAUGGACGACCAAGGUCACGAGUACCUGGAGAGACAGACCAAAGGCUAUGAGACAUUUGCUCUCCGAGUAUUUGCAAAUUCAGAUAUUGCUGAAAGGUGUUUUGUCAAUGUGUACAAGCAGUACAAGGUAUCUCGACCCAAGCUGAUGCUUGAUGAAUCAAGUGCCUUCUAUCUGAAGGGCAACAAGUCACCUGUGAUUGAUGUGUGGUUUCUCCCGGACUCAAUGUCUUGGUGCUCGCUCAUCAACUUGUGGAAGAAGAUGGUCACCGGGAGUGGGCUGCCAGUUAAUAAGAAAAUAUUCUAGGUUGGUGAUGAGGCAAGGAUGGAAAUUAACUUGAAA